CCGCUCCUGGAGCUGCCGCUGGACCGGGGCCACGCCGAGGCGCUCGGCGGCGGCGGCCGCGGCGGAGCCGGGGAAGCUGUGGGGGACCUGCGCUGGGCCCUGGGCUUGCCGCCAGGCUUCGCCCCGGAGACGUGGGACCUCCUGGGCGAGACGCAGGACGUCGCGACCGCCUCUGUGGUGCUCCUGCACAUGGCCUGGACUUGCGUGCUAGGGCGCAUGGCCAGGAGCAGCCAGUUCGUCAGCGGCGUGGGCUUCGGCGGUCCCGCCCCCGGCUGCGGCGCCCUCGCGGAGGCCUUCCCCUCCACCGUCGUGCCCAUGGUGGUCUCCCUGGAGGGCGAGGACGGCUGUCCCUGCACGGGGGCCUCCCUGGCGUGGUCGCAGCUCGCAGCCCUGCGCAUGCUGCGCAGGGCCGCCCGGUCCUCGGGCGCGGUCGACUGGGCUGCUCUGCUGGCCCGCCUGGGCCGCAGCGCCUCGGACGCCAGCGCGCACCCGCUCUUCCAGACGGCCUUCGUGAUCGGCCCGCCGCUCGCCAGCGAGCAGGAGGUGGCCGCCGCGGCGCGCGCCGUGCGCUGGAGCGCCGCGCCCCUGACGCUGCAGCUGCGGGUGCGGCCGCAGGCCAACGGCGUGCGCGCGCUGGCGGUGCAGCUGCUGUUCUGGCAGGAGAGGUGGUCAGCGUGGAAAGCGCCGCCCACCUGCGGUCGCAGCUGUGCACGCUCUUCGGGCGCCUGGCCUCUGGCCGGGAGCUGCUGCAGCGGCCGCUGCACGAGGUGCCUUCGGCCGACGGGGCGCGCACGGAGGCCCUGCUGGCUUGCAGCGACAGGACGACCGACCCCGCCGCGUACCCGCCGGCUCCAGAUGCACACCAAGUUCCUCGAGUGCGCGAGGUGGUUCGCCGGAUCGCGCGCGCUCGUCGACUGCAGAGAGGACGGCUCCGAGGACGGCUACACCUACCAGGAGCUCCACGGCCUGGUGCGGCGCGUCGCCUCGGAGCUGCAGCGCCUAGGGGGCGCCGGGCUGGACGGGCUCGUGCCGCUGCUCUUUGAGCGCGGCGUCCGGACGAUGGUCGUCGCCAUCUACGCCACGCUCGUGGCGGGCGGCGCGUACGUGCCGCUGGAGGACUGCAGUACCCGGCCGCGCGCAUCCAGGGGAUCCUGGAGCAGAUCCAGGCGUCCGGCCACUGCGCCGCGCCGGUGA
Messenger RNA from Prorocentrum cordatum, 1194 nucleotides. NCBI's taxonomy places the organism in Eukaryota, Dinophyceae, Prorocentrales, Prorocentraceae. The record is from the annotation of a GenBank genome assembly.